AGCAAUGAUUGGCUGGCUUUUGUGCACGUGCACGACGUCCUCGUCCAUAUUGUUGGUUGUCGAUUGUUGUCGAAAGUGUAAUUUUUCUUUUGUAAAUUAAAAUGACGCGGUAUUCCAGAAAAAAAGGUAAUCACGGCUAUUCAGCCAAACGAAAGCAGCUAAAGAUGAGAAAGAGGACGAGAGAUCUAGAUGAAAUAGAUGUUGAUAUGAGACCAGAAAAUGCUAAGCAAUUACUAAAUCAGAAAAUCGAUGUUGAUGUCCCAGGGUGUGCUCAGUAUUACUGUAUACACUGUGCGAGAUAUUUCAUAGACAACCAUGCUAUGAAGGAACAUUUUCGUUCAAAGGUUCAUAAGAGAAGAUUGAAAGCUUUAGAGACAGAGCCUUAUACUCAGAAAGAAGCAGAAGCAGCUGCAGGAAUAGGAAAUUAUACUGCUCCAAAGAAAAGGAAAGUUGAAACACAAGAAUUAAAGGAAUAA
Molecule: messenger RNA, 476 nt
Organism: Uloborus diversus
Lineage: Eukaryota; Metazoa; Arthropoda; Arachnida; Araneae; Uloboridae
Product: zinc finger protein 593-like
Exons: 3
Coding region: 102-476 (124 amino acids)
Molecular function (GO): nucleic acid binding; zinc ion binding
Source: RefSeq, a predicted model, not a curated record